Rhodamnia argentea is the source of this 448-nucleotide messenger RNA. RefSeq names its product protein MKS1-like. The record is from RefSeq and is a predicted model, not a curated record. Bases 110 to 445 code for a protein of 111 amino acids. NCBI's taxonomy places the organism in Eukaryota, Viridiplantae, Streptophyta, Magnoliopsida, Myrtales, Myrtaceae. The transcript has a single exon. Gene Ontology annotation, cellular component: nucleus.
UAAGUCGAAAGCUUAUUGACAAGCGAGCGAGCGAGAGAGCGAGAGGGAGGUGGUAACCAGGUCUCUUCCUCGAUAUUAUUUGGCUAAAGUUAGGACCCCGCCACUGUGGAUGGAGUUCGUGGGAGGGAGCGGCGGCAGGAGGGUGCGGUUGCAAGGUCCGAAGCCCGCGGAGCUAGCAGUGAGCAAGGAGUCGGCCAAGAUCAAGAAGAAGGCUCGAGUGACGACGACGAGCCGUUCGGCUGCUCCGGUCAUAGUGUACUUGAGGUCGCCGAAGGUCAUACAUGUGAGGCCGGAGGAGUUCAUGGAUGUGGUACAGAGGCUCACCGGGAAGAAUGACCAAACGGCAAAGGGGGCGGCGCUGCUGUCGGAUGUCUCUCCGUCUUCUUCUCUAUUGUGGUUGUCCUCGCCGUCGCCAUCGUCUAGCAUCGAGUACUUUUGCAGGUAGAGA